Cercopithifilaria johnstoni is the source of this 897-nucleotide messenger RNA. The record is from the annotation of a GenBank genome assembly. NCBI's taxonomy places the organism in Eukaryota, Metazoa, Nematoda, Chromadorea, Rhabditida, Onchocercidae.
AUGCAGCUGUUAGUUUCCCCUGUACUUCCUCAAUUUCUCGGUAAUCAUUUGACUCAUCCAGAAGACGUAGCUAUACCAGUUCCUUAUAUUUCAAAGCUUGGCGCUAAAUUACAACCUGGUCAAACUCUUAUCGCUCAUGGUAUCAUCGAAUCUAAUGCAUCUGAAUUUGAAGUGAAUCUGUUAAAUGGUUCACCAGAUAUCGAAUCAUCAAGGGCUGCCAUUUUUCAUAUGAAAGUUAAUUUCAAGGAAAAUGGAACGGUCUAUAAUACUUAUGAGAACGGUAAAUGGGGUAAGGAAGAGAAAUCAUCGAAUCCAUUUAAAAAAGGUGACGAUUUUGAUCUUCUUAUACGCAUUCACGACGAUAAAUUAGAAAUUUUCGGUAACCAGGAAGAGCUUCAUUUUUACAAAACUCGUAUCAAUGUAGAUUCCGUGGAAUAUUUAACUAUACGAGGAAAUGUCUUCUUAAGUGGUGUACGUUGCGGUGGUCGAUAUUAUACUUUGCCAUUUGAAACACAGUUCCCGGGAGGACAUCUAAAUGACGAAGGACGGGUUUAUUUGUACGGUAUUCCGAAAGGUGAACGUUUUGAAGUCGAUUUUAUAGCAAGAAAUGGCGAUAUUUUGUUUCAUUUUAAUCCACGUUUUAUGGAAAGGAAGAUAAUACGCAAUGCACAAAUUGGCUACGUUUGGGGGCAGGAAGAACGCGAGGGUACAUUUCCGUUCAGGAGGGAUAUUGGCACCGAUAUUAUUUUCCAUAACGCACCUUAUUCCAUUCAGAUGUUUGUGGAUGGUAAACGUUAUGGUACAUUUGCGCACCGCACAUCAUAUCCUGAUGAAGACUAUAUGGCUCUUCGAGUAGCUGGUGAUUUUGACUUAACAGGGAUGGAAGUCACGAUGUAA